This is a messenger RNA of Phyllotreta striolata, 1162 nucleotides long. The record is from the annotation of a GenBank genome assembly. NCBI's taxonomy places the organism in Eukaryota, Metazoa, Arthropoda, Insecta, Coleoptera, Chrysomelidae.
GGAAAUAUCAAAUAAUAAACUCUUCAAGUGACAGCGAACGUUCAAUGCGAGAUAUUGCCGAAUUUACAUAGAAUAUUGAAGAAAUUCAAUUAUCCAGUAAUGUUGCAUAUCGACAAUUCCACAGCAAUAAAUUGGAACAUUGAGAAACCAGGCAAUAACCAGGAAUUUAAUAGCAUGACAGUAAUUAAUUAUGAUCGUAAACUAUGGAAGAAUAUACCGCAAAGCUUUAAAUUCAUUCAAUUAAUCAAUACAAGGUUUUUAACGGAGGAUUUCGGUCGGAUAAGAACUAAGUUGAGCGUACGAGAAGUAAUAGUUUUAUUUAAUUCGAAUAAAAAAAUACGGAACAAUAUCCUAAGCAAGUUCGCUCGCUUCAGAUUAGUGUUCGUUUUUGAUAGGAAAACUUGCAAACUUUACAUCUGUUUGUACGGGAAAGAAUCCAAAUGCAAGCUGAAAUCGUUGGGUUUAAACGACUCCAUUCCGAUGUACAUAAAAAGAAAAAGCCUGAAAAAUUUCACAAUCGGAUACGCUACGUUUCCCCCCUUCGUGUACAAAGAUGAAAACAUGCAAUUCAAAGGGAUAGAAAUAAAAAUGGUGGACAUUUUGAGCCGUAAAUAUGACUUCACUUACGAUUUAAUGUCGUUCGAUCAAGAAGAAAACAACAAUAGUCACGUGGAAGCCAUGAUUUCUAAAGUGGCCACGGAGGAAAUUUCAUGGGGAAUCGGAGGGGUGGCUUUGACAUUGGAGAGAUGGAAGCAUUUUCACACCUUGACCUACAUUUACAUGGACGGAUACUCGGUGAUUUUCAAUAAAAAUUUCGAUUCGACAUCCUUGAGAAAUUACAUCACUAGAUUCAUCGAAUUUAAUUUGAUUUCCCUAUUUUUCGCUUGCUUGAUAUCUCUCAUAGUUUUCGCCUAUUGCAGGAUGUUUAAUAACGGAAAAUUCAAGCAAUACGUUAACUUGAUAUUUUUUCCUGUGUACGAGCAACCGCAAUCGAUCAAAGUAGUCCGGGGAAAUUUCCUGAGGACCCUCUUCCUGCUGUGGUGGCUCACCUGCGGCGUCCUCACGAUUUCCUUCAAGGUUUUCCUGUUCGGCACGAACCUGCGGGGGUCCCAGACCAUCCUGACUUUUCAGGAUCUCGUGGAGAACGGAUUCGAAUUCAAGG